This is a messenger RNA of Adineta steineri, 5902 nucleotides long. The record is from the annotation of a GenBank genome assembly. NCBI's taxonomy places the organism in Eukaryota, Metazoa, Rotifera, Eurotatoria, Adinetida, Adinetidae.
CAACUAACACAAACACCAACGGCAUAACCAGUGCAACAGCAGGAACUGGUACAGGCACAAGCAGUACAACAACAAUUAGUACAAACAUGAACAGUGUAACUAGUGCAACAGUAGGAACAGGUACAAGCAGCACAUCAACAACUAACACAAACACCAACGGCAUAACUAGUGCAACAGUAGCAACUGGUACAGGCAUAAGCAGCACAUCAACAACUAGCACAAAUACCAACGGCAUAACCAGUGCAACGGCUGGAACUGGUACAGGUACAAGCAGUACAACAACAACUAGUACAAACACGAACAGUGUAACUAGUGCAACAGCAGGAACUGGUACAGGUACAAGCAGCACAACAACAAUUAGUACAAACACGAACGGUAUAACCAGUACAACGGCUGGGACUGGUACAGUUACAAGCAGCACAAUCACUAACGGUAUAUCCGGUGCAACGGCAGUAACUACUGAAGUGACAACAGGAACUACUUCAACAGCCGGAACGGGAACAGUUACAAUUACGUCAACAUCAACAAUAGCCACAGCAACAGUCUCUUCGACUACUAUAGGCACCACUAUAACAGGUACAUUAACAACCGAAGCAGGAAUAUCAAGUACAGCUGGCUCGAACAAUACAGCUACGACUAUUGGAACAACGGAAAGGGUGACAAGUAAUUCUUCCGUAACAGAAAGCUCUACAAUAUCAGUGACAAUAGGAACAGUAGCUAGUGGUGGUACAACUUUAACAACUACUAUACUUACAUCAAACUCAAUCACAACAAUUGGAAAUAUAUCAAUUAAUACAUUAACAUCGUCAACAACUAGUACAACACAGAUGACCACUACUAUGAUCAGUACAUUGACAACAACGUCUACUACGUCAACGACUACUAUCACGGCAAUAACAAGAAUUUGUGAAUGGACUAGCUGGGUUCCAUUCGGUAAUUGUACACCUUCAUGUGGAACAGCGUAUCGUCAAACGAUUCGAUCUUGUAUUGAUGUCAUAUCUGGUCAAAGUUGUAAUAGUAAUGACUGUGGUGGCGGUAGUGCUAUACAAAAUGAAUCAUGUUCCACUUCUCCACCAUGUGAAACACUUACUCUUACACUACCGACUACACUUCGUGAUCCUAAGUUGCGAAUCUCUUCCUAUCAAUUACCGGAUUCAAUGUAUUUUUUUGAAAAUACAUACAGUCGUAUAUGGAUCGCAGAUAAAGGUUAUAUCACUCUUGAUACACCUUAUUACGGUCAAACAAUGACAGAUUCUGUUUUUCGACAACUUUUUAAUCAAGCAAUUGUAGCACCAUUUUGGGCUGAUCUACUCUAUGAUACUACUUCUUCAAAAAUAACACUUAACUGGUUUAGUUCAACCAAUGCUACUCAAAGUGAAAUAGAUACUUACAAUGUCAUUAUUCAACGUACAGUUAAUGAAGCAUGUCCAGUACAAUCGUGUACACUAAAUUUUCCAGCAGUUCGUGUAGUUCGAAUCAAUUGGCAAAAUCUUUUUUAUAAUUUAACAAAUAAUAAUCAAUCAAUAAGUAUAUCAUUCUCGGCAUAUCUAAUAAAUACAUACGAAGUAGCAUCUUCUCGAUAUCCAAUUCUUCGAUCUUAUCUAUCAUUUGAUUAUACGAAUCUUACGAAUAGUCUUGGUUCUCUUAGACCAUUUGUUGGUUAUCGUGGAAAAUAUUCUUUUCUUCAAGUUCUUAAUAAUCCAUUUGAUUAUCAAAAUGCUUUAUUUCUAAGACAAUCUUCACAUAAAAGUUUCUAUAUUGGAGGUCGAUUUUUAACAGACUGUGAAGUUAGCUUCUUAAAAGAAACAACAUUUUACAAUACGAAUCCAUUAGAAAAUUUAAAUGAUAAUAUAAAUAAUCCAAGAUUUCCAUGUCCAUGUACACUUGGUCAAGCACGAUCAGAUCGUCGUUUUAUUCCAUUAUAUAGUGAAACUAUCUAUGAAUGGUCACAGAAUACUGUUUGUUAUGGACCAGUUAUUACCAGUUGGAUUCGUUGGGGAGGAACUUAUAAAUUACUUCGAUCACAAACAUGUUGUUAUAAUCUAUACAAUGGAGGUUUAAUUACCUACGGUGGUCUUGCUGGUUCAGUACUUUCGAAUCCAUUAGUAGUUUUUCAAUUAUAUCCAUGGCAAAGACGAAUACCAUUUCAUGAUCAAUGUUGUUCACCAUCAUAUCCUAAUGCACCUGCUACUUCGAGUCCAUGUUAUCUUUAUUAUCAACUUCAUCCACCAAGUACUUGUACUGGAUAUCAUGCACCUUCUAUCGUUGCGGGUGUCGGUGAUCCACAUAUCGAUACAAUUGAUAAUGGACGAUAUACAUGUCAUAUUCAAGGUCUUUUUAUAUUUUCUCAAACAACUACGAAUGCGAAUGUCACUGCACAAUAUAAUUUCAACAAUGCUGCUAUAACUGAUAGUAAUCUAUUAUAUCCGGAUGAUUUAUUUUAUAUAUAUGUUCGUUCAACAUCGACAACACCAGCACUAUAUUAUGUCGAACGAAUGCAAGGUUACGGUUCAGUAUUUACCAGUUAUAUAGUAGGCGCUGGAAAUUAUACUUUUACUAUUACUAAUAUAAAUGGACAAUUUGGUUUUACGGUAAAUACGAGUUCAUCUUAUUUAUCACUUACAGCUGAUCUAGCUAAUAAUUUAAAUUAUGAUUCUAUAAAUUUAACGGAUUUAACUAAUCGAUAUAUGUAUCGAGUGAAACAAAUUGGUGUAGUUGUAUUAAAUAAAACAAUACCACAAUUAACAUUAGCUAUUUGGUCUGGUCUUUCGCUUGAAUGUCAAAUAAUGAGUGACAAUCUUGAAUGUCUUUUAACAUUACCAGAAAAAUAUCGAACACAUAUUGAAGGUUUAGCAGGUAAUUUUAAUGGACUCUAUGGUGAUGAUUUAAUCAAUCGUGCAACAAAUCAAACAGUAACAAUAUUACCUGCCGAUAGUCAAACAACUAGUGUUAAUGAUGCUAAUAUUUAUAGUGCUUGUCUUUCAUGGAAAGUACCUAGUGAUACAACUGCGGAUAUUACUAGACCAAUUAUGCCUUCAGCAUUUGUUAAUUGGUAUUAUAUCAAUGCUUCGAAUACCCUUGCAAAUUUAAAUCCACGUCUUAGUCAAACUAUUGUUAAUGGAACAUGUUCUUCAAAUUUUGAAUGUAUUCAUGAUUAUCUUAUUGAAAUAAAUCCAAUAUCUAGUAGUGCAACGGCAGUGUUAUUAAAUUCAAACAGUUAUUCGAGAACUAUCUUAGCUGAAACACCACCAACUAUGAAUGUAUCUUCACCUGUUGAUAUAUCAUUACCGUAUACUACUACUAGUCGUACUUAUCUAUUACCAAUUAGUAUUAGUGGAGCAAAUAGUGUAUCUGUUACUAUUUCUCAAAAUGGCACUUUACAAAAUAGUACUUUUAAUGGUGUAUCUAUCGGAAUUCCAAUACCAAAUGAUACCAGCAGUUAUGUUGAACUUUUUCUCACUAUGACAUAUGGUACAAAUUCCACAUUAAUACAAUAUUUAGAUAUUAUCACUUGUCUAUGUACCGACAGUAGCUAUUGUAAUUAUCAACAAACAACAACUAUAUCCAAUCAUUAUCUACUUGCUUCAUGUACUUGUCCUGAUCAAUAUGAUGGAGUGUUUUGCCAAUAUCCAUAUAAUGGUUGUAAUUCAAGUAGUGCAUGUAGACUCUAUUGGAGUAAUGAAACAACAUGUGAACCAUUGAGUUCUGCUGAUCAAGUAUUACAAAAUCAUUCGUAUACAUGUAAUGGAACAUGUCUCAAUGGAUAUAAUUCAUCGAAUAAUUAUACAUGCGAAGAUGUUAAUGAAUGUUCAAAUAAUGCUACAAUAUGUGGAAAUGGUGUGUGUACUAAUGUUAUUGGAUCAUAUACAUGUAAUUGUAGUUCCGGUUAUCGAUUUGAUAAUCAAACAUGUAUUAAUAUAAAUGAAUGUGAAGAACCAAAUAUAGAUGGUACUUAUCCUUUUCGUUGUGAUAUUAGUCAAGUAUGUAUAGAUACAAUUGGUAAUUUUACAUGUGAAUGUAGUCCUGUUUUUAAUACAACUGGAACUUGUAUAUUUAAUUCAAGUCUUUGUGUUAAUAAUAAUACUUGUACUAGUCCUAUUGAUCCUAAUGUAAUAUCAUGUUUAUAUGGUACAGUUUAUCGAAAUAAUACUUGCAUUCCUUGGUGUAAUUCAACAUGUCCUGGUUUUUGUGAACGAACGAAUGGAUAUUAUCGAUGUAAUUGUAUGAAAUCGCCUGGUUUUCAAUAUACUUCGGAUGGAAAAAGUUGUUCAGGAUGUGGUAAUCGUAAUUAUGGUUAUGGUUGUAAUGAAUCAUGUGAAUGUAAUUUUGGUUCUUGUAAUCCAAAUGCAACAAAUGUAAAUCAAAGCUGUACUUGUGAUAUUGGAUAUACAGAAAUAUAUUGUAACAAACGUGUAGACAUAUGUGCACUGAAUAAUACAUAUGAUAGUACUAUAGAAGAUUGUAUAACAGAUCCGAAUGAUGGAGAUCCAGUUUAUAUAUGUAGACCUGGUUAUGCAAUUGAUUCAGUAACCGGUAAUUGCUCAGAUGUUAAUGAAUGUGCGAAUAAUCAAAGUUAUUGUAAUGUGGAAGUUUCAUCCUGUAUGAAUACUAUAGGAAGUUAUCUUUGUACUUGUUUAUCUGGUUAUCAAUCUAUUAAUGGUUCAUGUAUCGAUAUUAAUGAAUGCGCUGUCAAUGCAUCAGCUUGUUCAAUAUAUAAUAACACAUAUUGUGUAAAUAUUAAGGGUUCAUAUGAAUGUCGAUGUAAUUUUAAUUAUGCCAUUGGAGGGGAUUAUACUCAACUAUAUGGAAAUGUUCUUAAUACAAAUGAAUUAUGUUUACCAAUUAAUUAUACAUCAUUUUGUGCAAAUCAAUGUAUGCCACCUGCAACAUGUAGUGCAAUAACAGGCCGAUGUGAAUGUCCAUCAUCGAAUUAUACACUUGUUGAUUAUGCUUUAAAUGAUGCUCUUGAAACAUGUCACUGUCCAGGCCAUCCAUUUAUUUAUUUUAAUGGAACUAGUUGUAUAAAUGCAACUGGUAUAACUUGGUUUUUACUUAAUUACACAUAUACCGCCAUAACAAGUCGUGUUGCUCAGAUCAAUCCAACAAGCUCAUCGAAUAUAGAACAUGAUAUAUCUAGCAUUUUAUAUGAUAUGAAUGUAACAUGUAAUGGAUCAUGUCUUAAUACAUAUGAUACACAGGACGCUGUACCUCCAAAUCUUGAACUUAUGAUAACAUUAAAUGUUCUAUUAAAUAUUUCACAACGAUUAGCACUUACAAAUCAAAUAAUAAAUAGAAGUAUCAUUUACAAUGAAAGUUAUUCGUUAUCAAUGAUAAGAAUGAUUAUGAAUCCAGCAACAAACACUUUAGUUAAUAUUUCCACUAUUCAACCCGUUUGUCAAGAAUGUGUCUACUCGAGUACAGGUGUUUGCUCAGCAACUAAUAAUAGUUGUACCUGUUUUGCGGGUUAUGAAGGAAACUUAUGUCGAACUGUUUCUCCAACAACUUCAUUAUCAUCAACAUCAUCAGAUACAAAUUGGACAGUCAUUGUUGCUGUUAUUAGUGCUAUAGCUGGAUUGUUUAUAAUAAUUUCUGUGGCUAUGUGCAUAUACUUCAUUGUAAGAAAAUGUCGUAAAUCACCUUCAGAAACAAAAUCAUCAGUACAACGUCCACAAUUUAUAAUUCCUCGUGCUCAUAUACCAACGAUUGCUACUAGUGGUGCUCGAGCUAUGAAUCCUUGGGAUGGUUUUAGUUUGGAUAAUACUUAUGAUGAACAAUACGUUGAUGCAUCAGAUUCAUUUCCAUCAAGUUCAACGACAACAUAUAAUACAACUUAUCGUACAAAUGGAAAACGUAUCGAAGCUGAUUUUGGUAUAUUUGAUGAAUUAGAAAAUCGUAUACCUAU